AAUAAUCAGUAGAGAGAUCUCGAGCGUUUUAAAUUUUCACAGAAUAUCCAAGAUAAUAUUAUCACACCUUCAGAUACCACGCCGAAAAUCAUCUCAAAAACCACCAACCGAUGCUUGUGCUGUCUACGUGUGUCCCCUCUCCCCGCUUGCCAGUCUCGAUCCUCAAGGCUCGAACGACGACGGCCAAGUGCUCGAAUCCCGUCGACGUGGAAGCACGGCGGCCGCGGCCACCCUGAGCCGCAGCCGAGCCGUAUUUAUCACGCCACCACCUAAUCAAUCCCCAGAGGCACGCACACACCCGAGCCCCACAAAUCCCAUCCCCCACUCCACUCCCCACCGAAAACCAUGGCGCGGCGGAGUGGCAUGCUCCUCCUACUCGCCGCGGCCGCCCUGGUCGCCGUCGGCGCGGUCGCCGCCGUGCCGCCGUCCUGCGAGCGCAUCGAGUGCCCGGCGUACGACGUGGUGGACAGCGCCAACGGGUUCGAGAUCCGGCGGUACAAGGACGCGAUGUGGGUGUCCACCGCGCCCAUCGAGGACAUCUCCCUCGUCGACGCCACCCGCUCCGGCUUCCUCCAGCUUUUCAAGUACAUCCAGGGGAAGAACGCGUACAAGGAGACGAUCGAGAUGACGGCGCCGGUGCUGACGCGGGUGGCGCCCAGCGACGGGCCCUUCUGCGUCUCCUCCUUCGUGGUCAGCUUCUACGUGCCGACGAAGAACCAGGCGGACCCGCCGCCGGCCGAUGGCCUGCACGUGCAGAAGUGGGCUGGGGCAAGGUACGCCGCCGUGCGCCGGUUCGGCGGCUUCGUGGCCGACGCCGACGUCGGCAAGCAGGCCGCGCUGCUCGAGGCCAGCCUGCAGGGGACCAGGUGGGCCGCCGCCGUGUCCGACGGCCGCAAGGCCGACCCGGCCUCCGAGUACACCGUGGCGCAGUACAACUCGCCCUUCGAGUUCAGCGGCAGGGUCAACGAGAUAUGGAUGCUCUUCGACACCAUGGGCGCGUCGUCUGACAUGUAACGUGCAAGCUAGCCGCUGGCUAGAUCAAUCAGUCAACUCGUAUAUAAGAGUAUCUUGUCCUUUAAGCUUAUGUAAGCGGACGAAUAAUGGUAGCUUAUAAAAAACUUGAGCGAAA
This is a messenger RNA of Hordeum vulgare subsp. vulgare (domesticated barley), 1129 nucleotides long. Its product is annotated as heme-binding protein 2. The transcript has 2 exons. The record is from RefSeq and is a predicted model, not a curated record. The coding region runs from base 346 to 1014 and encodes 222 amino acids. NCBI's taxonomy places the organism in Eukaryota, Viridiplantae, Streptophyta, Magnoliopsida, Poales, Poaceae.